CACAAGAUAGCAAAAAUGGCCGCCGAAGUUGCAGCCGGAGCGUACAUUACCGCAGAGGCGAUCGAGCACACUGCCGAAGCUGGAUACGCAGCUUACAUUGUUUCGAAGCCCACAUUGCCUUUGAGAGCAACGUUCAACCGGAUAGCAACAACUUCCGGUGAUCACACGGGGCGAUCGCUGGAGAGGUCACAUCACACGUUGACCGUGGUCAACAACAAGGCUUACAUAUUUGGCGGCAUCACAUCAGAGAACAAGAUGGCAAGCAGUGAGGUUCACGGAAUUACCCUCGAGCACUCUGGUGAGCCUGAGAUGGACUAUUACUUGAUCCCAGCAGUACCAUCAGUAGAAGGCGAACGAGUACCAGACGCAAGAGCAAGUCACGCGGCUUGCGCGUUUCGUGGAAAUGUGGUCGUUUACGGAGGCUGCAACGAGAAGGACGAACUUUUCGAUGAGAAAUCCUCGGUAUGGAUGUUCAGCCCGGAGCGCAAGACAUGGGAGCACUUAGCACCAUCGACUCUCGACCUUGCUCCCGGUCCGCGACGACAUGCAAGGCUAUUCGCGCAAGAUAAGUGUGUCGUCUUAUUUGGCGGCUACGACGGCACCGGCGACCUGGCUAGUGACAUCUGGCAGUUCGACGUUGCCUCUAGAGUGUGGUGGCAGCUCCCUACUGCGCCAGUUGCGACUACAAAUGUUGCUCUAGCGAACAAUCAGCUCUGGCUGAUCUCAGGCUCGGAUCCGAUGAGCAGCCAACUCCAUCACCUGGAUAUCUCUUCGCCGAAAAACGAGAUGUCUUGGGACACUUUUACCUUUCCAACAAACCCAAUGGCUCCAGGUCCAAGAGCUCGUCAGGACGGAGCCUUCUUACCGAUCCAUACCGGCUACGGUCGAAACUACCUCAUAUACUUACUUGGUGCCCGUGCGGAUACAUCGUUGGCGACGACUACUGCUUCAGAGGACCCCAAACAUGCAAGAGACACCACGCAGUGGAGCGACACAUGGGCCUUGCAGAUACCUUCUAGUGAUCUUCAAAUGAAAGCGUCGACAAGUUUCAGGGAGGCCAUCAAGCCAGCAAAGAUCAAAGAUGCAAUCAGGUCUGCGCUUGGUGCUGAGACACACGAGCUGUCUUGGGGCGAGGCAGUUGUACAGGUACCUUCCGAAAAGGAGCUCGAAGAGAUGGACGGCAAGCUGCACCCAGGACCAAGAGCGUUUUUCGGAGCAGAUGUUAUGCAAGAUGAAAAAAGCAUAGCUUUCUGGGGUGGUAUGGAUGCAAAGGGUGAAAGAGUCGGAGAUGGAUGGGUCAUAAGGCUGGAGUGAACAAGUGAGGUACUCGGAAUUACCCCUUCCGGAUUUACUACGUGAAUAGCGGAAUAA
Didymella exigua CBS 183.55 is the source of this 1371-nucleotide messenger RNA. Its product is annotated as galactose oxidase. The transcript is spliced from 2 exons. The record is from RefSeq and is a predicted model, not a curated record. The coding region runs from base 16 to 1314 and encodes 432 amino acids. Gene Ontology annotation, molecular function: protein binding. NCBI's taxonomy places the organism in Eukaryota, Fungi, Ascomycota, Dothideomycetes, Pleosporales, Didymellaceae.